GGGACUGCUCCUUGUGAGGUGACGGAGGACGCUGUCUCCACCAGCGGGGCAGGGAGGGCGGAGGCGCACACUGUCCACACUGCAAUCUGCCAACAAUUUCAGCCAGUCUGUGGUCAAAGCUACUUGUUUACACACGUAGUCACGAAUCUCCUAAGCAGUACCUUACUUGAAGGAUUCUUGGAAAUUCAAGUGUGAUGGUCAGGACUUUGUAGUAAGUGCUGAAGCCAUCGUUGACUAGACUGAGCUUCCGUGAUUCUUGAACACAGUCCCCUAAAUCUGAUCGUGAGGUAUACGGGAUCCAGCCGUUUGCUGGUGGAUGGAGUUUCACUUUCACCCCUGCUGUGUGACCGCGCACUGUCUUGCCUGUUUCACAAACUGUACGGACAUCCUUUACCCGGAGACUGAUGAUACAGAAGAGGAAGAAUAUUGCGGCUGGCUGCAACGGGCAGGGUAGGCGGGGCGGGCGGGGCGGGACUCUUUUUCUAUUGGUGCAGGGCGGCUUGUUUGUGGCAGAUUAACCAGGAGCCCAGGAAGUGAAGGGCAGAAGGUGUGAGAAGAGAUCUCCCGGUGGACGUUGAAUAGAAGUCAUCCCAGAGUUAACAUCAAAUUCGCAAAAAUGAUGCUGAAGCUGGCCAUCCUGGCCUUAAUCGUGGCUCUGAGCCAGGCCGGUUCUCCAAAUGUACAGGUGUAUACCUACAAACUGAUAAAGGAGGGCGAAUCCAACGUGUUGCUCUGUCAUGCCAAAGAUUUCAGCCCCCCCAACAUCAAGCUGGAGCUGCUGGAGAAUGGAAAUGUCAUUCCCAAUACCACCCAGUCUGACCUGUCCUUUGAGUCAGACUGGAGUUUCAAACUAACUCGUUAUGUGGAGUUCACCCCCCAGAGUGGAUACAAGUAUGCCUGCAGGGUGAUUCACAGUGGCGUCUCAAAAAUGAUUCAGCUUGAUGCCUACUAACAUGUCACCACAGAGUCACUGAACAACAUAGCGAGGCUACUGAAUCAAUCAACGACUUCCACAUCAAUUUCUUUCAAACUAUCUUCAAAUGUAAAAUGUUCAACAAAUUAGUAUGAUUUUAUAGGAUAUCUGAAAUUUAUUUACCUGAUGCGGAAUAAGUUUGCUUUUGGCUCUUCAAUCUAGUAAUUUACACCCUAGACACUUGUUCCAAAAUUGCCGUUGCAACUCCUCCACGAGGUUCGGAAUAUUAAAAAUUGGGGGUAAAUAAUUAUGAGUGCAAGUAAAAGGCCAGUUAAAAUCUAAUCUGCAAAUGUAACGUCACUGCAAGACUCUCAGUGAGGUUUAUAGUUAGAAACUUCAAUAAAUGACUAAAAGACUACCCAAAGCUAGAACCAGUAAAGCUUGAAGAUUUGAAAAAAUUGAAAAGAAAAUUGAAGAAUUGCCAUUGUUGUUUGGUCUAGACUCGGAGCUUCAGCUCUUUUGAACUGAAGAGCCUACUGUGUUAAAUGUGUUUCCCAUAUGGUAAGAGACACAGCAAAUUGUGGUCCUUACAGUCAGGGAUUGGGAGACCACAAGUCAGAACCCAAUCUCUUUCCCAACUAGCUUUGCAUUCCAUCUUCCUGAUUUAUCCUGGAAAAUCUUGCAGUGUGUAAUCUUGACCUCGAGGUGCUGGAACCCCGCAAUUUUAACAUUUGGACUCAGCGUAAUACAGAGAUUAGCACCGCCACAUAGAUUAAUUUUUUUUAGAGAGCCUGUACUUCAAAUCAUUAUUAAGCAUUUCUGCAAGUGGGAAUUGUGGGAUUUGAUAAGGAUAGUGCUGUCAACAAUAAUUACAUUCUAUGUAAUUCUCAUUCAGUGUGAUACAUACACUGUUUUCUGCUAUUCUCUAUAUGCUUACUGGUGUGAAUAAAAUUUUCCUCCUUA
Rhincodon typus (whale shark) is the source of this 1876-nucleotide messenger RNA. RefSeq names its product beta-2-microglobulin. The record is from RefSeq and is a predicted model, not a curated record. The coding region runs from base 617 to 952 and encodes 111 amino acids. The transcript is spliced from 6 exons. NCBI's taxonomy places the organism in Eukaryota, Metazoa, Chordata, Chondrichthyes, Orectolobiformes, Rhincodontidae. Gene Ontology annotation, molecular function: MHC class II protein complex binding. Gene Ontology annotation, cellular component: MHC class II protein complex. Gene Ontology annotation, biological process: peptide antigen assembly with MHC class II protein complex; immunoglobulin production involved in immunoglobulin-mediated immune response; positive regulation of T cell activation.